AUGUUUAAUUCUUUGACAAAGCAACGCGUUACUGCCAUUGCAACUUUAAUCUUUAACCAAAAUAAUAAACGAUGGCUCGUAUACUCAAACGUUAAUGAUGAUACUAAAGAUAACAAACCAACAGAAUUAAAAGUUAAAAAAAAAGUCAACAAACCGCAAAAGCCAGUACCAUAUUUGUUAUUAAAAGAUACCCACUCUAUAGAUGAUGAUACUCUUAAAAGUAUUAUGACAAACCGAUCCUUUCCGCGAAUCAAGAAUGACCUCUUUACAUUGGUUGUGCGUCCGUGGCGUGAAAAAGACUUUUACUAUACGAAAAAAACAAAGGAACCUAUCACAACUUAUCGACUUCAAACUGUGGUGUCUAAAAAGAUAGUUAGUAAACUUGCUACAGUAAGAAAUCGAAUCAAACGACGUAUUCGUGAAGCAGCAAGAUAUUCAUUACCGGUUGUUGGAAGAGCUCGUCAUGACUAUCUUUUUUUAGCCAGUUUGAAUGUUUAUAAUGCUCCCUGGAAAGAACUUUGUAUAGCAGUUGAAAAUGCAACAGGGAAUCCAAAGUUAUAUAAAACAUGGAACUACAUUG
Messenger RNA from Cetraspora pellucida, 580 nucleotides. The record is from the annotation of a GenBank genome assembly. NCBI's taxonomy places the organism in Eukaryota, Fungi, Glomeromycota, Glomeromycetes, Diversisporales, Gigasporaceae.